Molecule: messenger RNA, 2100 nt
Organism: Anguilla anguilla (European eel)
Lineage: Eukaryota; Metazoa; Chordata; Actinopteri; Anguilliformes; Anguillidae
Exons: 4
Coding region: 513-1022 (169 amino acids)
Biological process (GO): synaptic vesicle exocytosis; regulation of neurotransmitter secretion; neurotransmitter transport
Cellular component (GO): SNARE complex; terminal bouton
Molecular function (GO): syntaxin binding
Source: RefSeq, a predicted model, not a curated record
GAAGCCUGCCUAAAACCACUUAGAGAAGCCAGCAUUUACUCCUGGGAGAGACGGAAAACACUCGUGUGGGAGACUCCUGAGGCAGGAGUAUCUCCUUCGAUGGAAGAGGAAAGAGGAACCUUCCCGCUCAGCACCUCUACAGCCGUUGACGCCCAUGGUUUAUAAACAGAGGUAUCACUGAUUAUGGUUUUGCGUGAAACUUCAAGGACUUGCUUCCUUCAGAGUGCUGUGCUUGUACAGAUCUUGCCCACUGAGCCUCUGUCUAGACACGCUUCACACCUUGUGACUUGCUAUGUGCCUGGGUGUUCUGGGUGCGAGAAACAAAUGCACACAAAGAGAUAAUCCAACACUCUAAGCUCCCCGGCUUCCUAUUGUGGUUAAGCAAGCGAGGCACAGAAGCAGCUCACUGUCCUCAACACACCUUGAACCCUCUCACCCGGAUUGUGAGGCAGCCCUCGCACACGCUCACCGCGCCCGACUGCCAGCUGCCAACUCGGCCUCCUGCCACAGCCAUGGACUCGCUGGUGAAGAAGUCUCUGGCUGCUCCCGUCAAGCAGCUCACCUGCUGCAUGGCGGGCGCCAAGGACAACGACAACUGGGUCAGCAGGAACGCCAGGAACCUCAAGGGGGGGAAGGGAAAGAGCGCCCCCUCCAGGACGGCCCAGGCCGCGCCGGACCCGGCCCUGAUUCGCUCGUACCAGGCCGACCUGGAGAGGGAGAGGAAACGGAGGGAGGUGAGGAAUGCCCAGAAGAACGCGGAGAGGGCAGCCAUGAGGGCUCAUUUCAGGAGAAAGUACCAGCUUGCAAAGAACUCCAAGGACACCAGCCAGCUGAAAGCAGUGGGAGGGAAGGUGGCGCUCCCCCGCGAACUGUCUGCGAUGGUGCGGCCCGAAUCCUCCUCCAAGGACGAAGCGUACAGCAUACUUGGUGCCUUCCAGGGCAUUAACCUAAAUCUGGGGAUGCUGACGGGCGGCGCACAGAAGCAGACGCCAGCGAACGGGGAGCAGUGCCGGGUCAUGUGAUGCACAUGACCGCGUUCGCCCGGCUCCUGCUGAGUCACACCCUGCGGCACUCCUGCGCUGAACCGAAUCCAGAGAAACAGGCACACACUACCCUGCGCUGAACCUAACCCAGAGAAACAGGCACACACUACCCUGUGCUGAACCGAAUCCAGAGAAACAGGCACACACCACCCUGCGCUGAACCUAACCCAGAGAAACAGGCACACACCACCCUGCGCUGAACCGAACCCAGAGAAACAGGCACACACUACCCUGCGCUGAACCUAACCCAGAGAAACAGGCACGCACCACCCUGCACUGAACCUAACCCAGAGAAACAGGCACACACUACCCUGCGCUGAACCUAACCCAGAGAAACAGGCACACACCACCCUGCGCUGAACCUAACCCAGAGAAACAGGCACGCACCACCCUGCACUGAACCUAACCCAGAGAAACAGGCACACACCACCCUGCACUGAACCUAACCCAGAGAAACAGGCACACACCACCCUGCGCUGAACCUAACCCAGAGAAACAGGCACACACCACCCUGCGCUGAACCUAACCCAGAGAAACAGGCACACACCACCCUGCGCUGAACCUAACCCAGAGAAACAGGCACACACCACCCUGCGCUGAACCUAACCCAGAGAAACAGGCACACACCACCCUGCGCUGAACCUAACCCAGAGAAACAGGCACACACCACCCUGCGCUGAACCUAACCCAGAGAAACAGGCACACACUACCCUGUGCUGAACCUAACCCAGAUAAACAGGCAUACACUACCCUGCGCUGAACCUAACCCAGAGAAACAGGCACACACUACCCUGUGCUGAACCUAACCCAGAUAAACAGGCACACACUACCCACACACUGACCGUUCCACAGCUCCAGGAAUAGGCAGUCACACCCUCCGCAAAUGCACUUUGGAUACAAAAUUACAUUGAGAGCGUAGUGACUCGGUAUUCUUGCCGUAGAACAGGGGUCCUCAAUCUUAUCCAGAAAGGGCCGGUGUGGGUGCAGGCUUUUGUUCCAGCUGGGCAGUUACACACCUGAUUCUACUAAUCAAUGUGCUUAGCAAAGAUUCCAUCAG